This is a messenger RNA of Lasiodiplodia theobromae, 3600 nucleotides long. RefSeq names its product Rho guanyl nucleotide exchange factor. The transcript has 5 exons. The record is from RefSeq and is a predicted model, not a curated record. NCBI's taxonomy places the organism in Eukaryota, Fungi, Ascomycota, Dothideomycetes, Botryosphaeriales, Botryosphaeriaceae. Gene Ontology annotation, molecular function: guanyl-nucleotide exchange factor activity. The coding region runs from base 1 to 3600 and encodes 1199 amino acids. Gene Ontology annotation, biological process: intracellular signal transduction.
AUGGCAGACUACAGCGCUCAGCAGGGGAGGGACUACGGCCGUCCUGCCGGUUACGGCCACGGAGGUCGCGAUGCCGCCUUCAACGACAUCUUCGGCGCCCGCCCGCAGGACGGUCGCUCGCAGACAAUGACAUCGCAAUCCUUCCAGCGCCCGCCCGACCGCGCCGCCACCAUGUCGGGUCAAGUUUCGGACAUGAUGCAGCGCAUGCCGCCCAUGCGGCCCGGGGCUAACGGCUACGGCCAACCCCAGCCCAACGGCUACAUGCCGCCGCCAAGAGGCCCUCCGAACGGCCCAGCUCCUCCACGAGGCCAGCCUCAAGGCCAAUACCUGCCGCAGCCGAUCCGUCCCGACCGCCGCCCGUACGACAUGCCCCAGCGCAUGGACCCGCGCGGCAUGCCGCCACCCCAAGGCUACGGCAACAAGCCCCUCCCUCAAAGAUUCCCUGGCGGUGCUCCCGGCCCCGCGCUGAAUUCCGACGCCUAUCGCUCGCAAUCGCUUGCCUCCGCACCGCGCCCGCAAAUGUACCCCCCUGGCUACAACAUGAACCCCGCCCAUACCUUCCGCCAGGCUCCCUACGCGAACCAGGCCAGGAUGACCGCUUCCGGACGCGUGGUUCCCGAGCGCUCUGACGAGAGAACCAUGUCCCUUUCGUCCUUCAACCGUGACCACGAAUACACCCAGACCAUGAGCGGGCGCGUCAUACCGAACCGUCCGAAGCAGGAGCCCAACGGUGUGCCCAUGGACCGCCCCGCGGCCGGUGGCCCCCCAGUACAGCCUUUUGUCCCCCAGCCGGGCACCAAGACGAGAAGUCCGAGUCAAGGGAGCUUCAGCACGCAAAGGACCAUGUCCAUGGCCUCGACCAUCUGCCCACCGUCUGAAGCUGGUGAAAACGCGCUGAAGCCAACCAAGUCGGGCUCGGGCCGCCAGGGACAGCCGGGAGCCCCGCGAGAGCGGCCAUUGGUCUACCCGGCACUGUUGUCCAGGGUCGCUGAGGUUUUCCGGGAAAGGGUGGUGCUGGGCGAGAAGGAUAAGGAUGGUCUGGUCUACCAAAGCGCUUUCACCGGUGCUGAAGCGGUCGAGCUCAUAGCAUACAUCAUCAGAACAUCGGACAGAAAUCUUGCGCUUCUUUUGGGCCGGUCUCUGGAUGCGCAAAAGUUCUUUCACGAAGUCACGUAUGCUCACAGAUUACGCGAUUCGCAAGCUGAGGUCUACCAAUUCCGCGAAACCCUGAUGGAGGACUCGACCGAGGUCAACGGCGUUUUCACCCUGCUUACCGAAUGUUACUCUCCGACUUGCACACGUGAUAAGCUGUGCUACUCUAUUGCUUGCCCCAGGAGGCUGGAACAGCAGGCACGGUUGAACUUGAAGCCUCAGCCGGGUCUCAAGAAGCAGGAAUCGAAGGCCAGUCUUCACGAUGACGAUGACGGCGAAGAGAAGAAGCUCUGGAUCAUGACCGUGUCCAAGGAAAUUGCCGACAGUAUCACCGACAAGGAGAAGAAGCGCCAGGAGGUCCUUUCCGAACUGAUGUACACCGAGCGAGAUUUCGUGAAGGAUCUAGAGUAUCUUCGCGACUUCUGGAUGAAGCCAUUGCGGAACCCCCAAACGUCCCCGAUUCCGGAACACCGACGCGAAAAGUUCAUCCGCACCGUCUUCUCCAACUGCCAGGAGGUUUACAAGGUUAAUGCUCGACUUGCGGAAGCUCUGACGCGCCGACAGCAAGUGGAACCCGUCGUUCACAAUGUUGGAGAUAUUUUCCUGGAGUACGUGCCGCAUUUCGGGCCGUUUAUCAAGUACGGUGCCAAUCAGCUUUUCGGCAAGUAUGAGUUCGAGCACGAGAAAAAGACGAACCCGGCAUUCGCAAGAUUCGUAGAAGAGGUUGAGAGGAUGAAGGAAUCCAGGAAGCUGGAGUUGAACGGUUACCUCACCAAGCCGACGACGAGAUUGGCGCGUUAUCCGCUUUUGCUUGAGAACGUGUUGAAGUACACGGCAGACGACAACCCAGACAAGACCGACAUCCCCAAGGCCAUUGCAAUCAUCAAGGACACCCUCUCGAAGGUCAACGUCGAAUCAGGAAAGGCGGAGAACCACUUCAACUUGGUGCAGCUGAACAGGGACUUGAAAUUCCGUCCCGGUGAAUAUGUGGAUUUGAAGCUGACCGAGGAAAACCGCCAACUGAUCUUCAAGGGCUCAUUGAAGAAGACACCGACUGAUAACACCAGCGACAUCCAGGCUUACCUCUUCGAUCACGCGGUUCUGCUUGUCAGGAUAAAGACGGUCAACAAGAAGGAGGAGAUGAAGGUGUACAAGAAACCUAUUCCACUGGAGCUUCUGGUAAUUACGCAAAUGGAGGAGGUUCUGCCCAAGCAAGGCGCGAAAGCGGACAACAAGCAACAGGGUUACCCGAUCACCUUCAAGCACCUGGGCAAGGGCGGUUACGAGCAGACGCUGUACGCAUCGACGCAGAUUUCGCAGGAGAAGUGGAUGAAGCACAUCCAGACGCAACAGAAGAACCUCAGGGACCGCAGCAAUAUUUUCACCAAGGAGAUCGUGUGCGAAGGCUUCUUCAACCAGGCCAUCAAGGUCAACUGCUGCGUGCCUCUCGAUGGAGGCCGGAAGCUGGCCUAUGGUACUGACUUUGGUGUUUACGUUGCUGACCGCAGACCGAGAGACGCCUCCAUCAAGCCCAAGCGGGUCUUGGAAUGCAAGACGGUCACCCAAAUCGAUGUCCUGGAGCAGCACCAGAUUCUCCUGGUUCUCUCUGACAAGACCAUGUACUCGUAUCCUCUGGAAGCGCUGGAUCCCGACGAGAACCAAGGCUCGGUGUCCAAGAGGGGUCGCAAGAUUUGCCAUGCCAACUUUUUCAAGGCCGGUGUAUGCGUUGGUCAGCACCUCGUGUGUUGCGUCAAGACCUCGGCUCUCUCGACGACGAUCAAGGUGUACGAGCCCAUGGAGAACAUGGCCAAGAAGACGAGGAAGACCGGUAUCUCCAGGAUGCUGGCUGGUGGCCAGGACGUGCUCAAGCCGUACAAGGAAUUCUACAUUCCCACCGAAUCGACAUCGAUCCAUUUCUUGCGCUCCAAGCUCUGCGUUGGUUGUGCCAAGGGCUUCGAGGUUGUGUCCCUCGAGACUCUCGAGACGCAGUCUCUGCUGGACCAAGCCGACACUUCUCUGGACUUCGUCGCAAGGCGCGAGAACAUCAAGCCUAUCCACAUCGAGCGCCUCUCGUCCGAGUUCUUGCUCUGCUACACGGACUUCUCGUUCUUCGUCAACCGCAAUGGUUGGCGGGCGCGUCCGGACUGGAAGAUCACGUGGGAGGGCACGCCGCAGGCGUUUGCCAUCUUCAACCCGUACAUCCUUGCCUUCGAGCCCAGCUUCAUCGAAAUAAGACACAUGGAGACUGGUAUGCUGGUUCAUAUCUUGACUGCGAAGAACAUCAGGAUGCUGCACUCUUCUACGAGAGAGAUCCUGUAUGCCUACGAAGACGAGAUGGGCGAGGAUACGAUCGCAUCGCUGGAUUUCUGGUCGCGCCCCCAGAGCCCACCGCAACAGAAGCAGCCGUCGGUGCCGCCGCAGAUCCCCGCGCAGAGCUUCUCGCCGUAA